AUGCCUGCAAAAGAAAAAUUAGGUGGAGAUUUCACCUUAUCCAUGGAUAACAAUCAUUUAUCGACGAUUCUUUCCAUGGAUUCAAGCUUAUCCGCACAUGAUGAGAUGGAGAGAGAGCUGAAUCGGGCUGUGGAUCUUAGCUUACCACCAGAUAUCAAUCUCCCACUUUCAGCCGAACCCAGCCCUCCUCCUUUAUCAUGGCAUGAUCCAACUGAUAUGUUGGAUGUCGGAUUAGGCCCUCAACAUUAUGAGGUGGAAACAAAUAUUAACGCAACAAAAAUUGGGAAAAAGUGUGCAAAACGUCUUGAUAGCGUCUGGGGAGCUUGGUUUUUCUUUAACUUCUACUUCAAACCAGCUUUGAAUGAGAAAUCAAAGAACAAAGUAACCAGAGGCAACGGGUAUGAUAAAUCAGAUUUGAAGCUGGAUGUGUUCUUGGUUCAACACGACAUGGAGAACAUGUACAUGUGGACAUUCAAAGAAAGACCUGAAAACGCGUUGGGGAAGAUGCAGCUGAGAAGUUACAUGAAUGGCCAUUCUCGCCAAGGUGAAAAACCAUUCCCAUUCAGUGCUGAUAAAGGCUUUAUUCGAUCUCACAGAAUGCAGAGAAAACAAUACAGGGGUCUCUCGAAUCCACAGUGUGUUCAUGGAAUCGAAGUUGUCCGAUCACCAAAUUUGAUCGGAUUAGAUGAAGAUGAAAGAAAAAAAUGGAUGGAGCUCACUGGACGCGACUUAAACUUCUCCAUCCCUCAUGAUGCUAGUGACUUUGGUUCUUGGAGGAAUCUUCCCACUACAGAUUUUGAAAUUGAACGCCCUCCGGUUAUCAGGAGCAUCAAUUCAGCAAACGGAAAUCAUCAUCAACCAAAAAGAUUGCUAAAUGGAUCAGGUUUGAAUCUUUCAAAUCUUUCCAUUCAGUUAUCAGAUCAUGUAAUAAACGGUGAAGCAAACGGAAACGGAAAUGCUAUAGAUCUUAUGGCUGGGUGCAACAGUAAACGAAGAAAAAACUUCUUCCCACAUGGCAACGAUGAUGAUAAUUCAGAUGGGGUUCAUGAUGGUGUUCUUGAUGUCCAAGUCCACCCUCAUGAGCCCCAUUGGUUGACCGAGUUUUCGGGUGUCAUGAGAAACACAUAUGGCCAUGUAACAGCCGCCAAGACUAUUUAUGAAGAUGAAGAAGGAUUCUUGAUUGUUGUAAGCUUGCCAUGUGCAGAUCUUCAAAGGGUGAAAGUAACAUGGAAGAACACGUUCUCACACGGGAUUGUGAAAAUCUUUUGUGUAAGCACCGGGUGUAUGCCCGUUUUGAAAAGGAAAGACCGGACUUUUAAGUUGACGGACCCCGCUCCGGAACAUUGCCCGCCCGGUGAAUUUGUGCGGGAAAUUCCACUUCCGACCCGUAUUCCGGAAGAUGCUAAAUUAGAAGCUUAUGGUGAUGAAAGUGGGACCAUGCUUGAGAUUAUUGUGCCUAAGCAUCGUGAAGGACCCGAAGAACAUGAGGUUCGUGUUUGCCUUCGCCCUUCUCCUUGGAAUGAAAGACCCUAUGUUGACUUGUCAGAAAAUUUAAUUUAA
Molecule: messenger RNA, 1560 nt
Organism: Lactuca virosa
Lineage: Eukaryota; Viridiplantae; Streptophyta; Magnoliopsida; Asterales; Asteraceae
Source: the annotation of a GenBank genome assembly